Messenger RNA from Penicillium crustosum, 1062 nucleotides. RefSeq lists its product as uncharacterized. The coding region runs from base 1 to 1062 and encodes 353 amino acids. Gene Ontology annotation, molecular function: protein binding; molecular adaptor activity. Gene Ontology annotation, cellular component: TRC complex; membrane. NCBI's taxonomy places the organism in Eukaryota, Fungi, Ascomycota, Eurotiomycetes, Eurotiales, Aspergillaceae. The transcript has 3 exons. The record is from RefSeq and is a predicted model, not a curated record. Gene Ontology annotation, biological process: post-translational protein targeting to endoplasmic reticulum membrane.
AUGGCUCCAACAGAAAGCAACAAGCGCUUGGCCUUGGCCAUUAUCGAUUUCCUCGGCUCCAGCCUGAAAGAUGGCACCCUCACCGCUGACGAUGCUGAGUCUAUUGAAAUCGCCCAGUCUUGUAUCGCGGAUACCUUCAAAGUUGACCCUACUGAUGAGGCCGCUGUGAAGGAUGCCGUGGGCGGACAAUCGUUGGCCGGAAUCUACAGCGUCUACGAGAAGCUGCGCAACAAGUCAACCCCGCAAUCGGCUGCAGGAGCUCAGACUUCCCAGGAGGAGAAGCCCAAGUCCGGUGUACCCACACCUGAAUCCGAUAAGCUGAAGUCCGAGGGCAAUGCUCUCAUGGCCAAGAAGGACUACGCCGCUGCCAUUGAGCAAUACACCAAGGCUCUCGAGAUCGCCCCGGCCAACCCCAUCUAUCUCUCCAACCGCGCCGCCGCAUUUUCCGCUUCCGGCCAGCACGAGAAGGCCGCGGUGGAUGCAGAGGUUGCUGCUGCCGCCGAUCCCAAGUACUCCAAGGCAUGGAGCCGCUUGGGUCUCGCUCGCUUCGAUAUGGGAGACUACCAUGCCGCCAAGGAGGCAUACGAGAAGGGUAUUGAGGCCGAGGGCAACGGUGGCAGUGAGGCCAUGAAGCGUGGAUUGGAGACAUCGAGACGCAAGCUUGAAGAGACCAACCGGAACACCGAGCCCCCAUCUGAGGAACUGGACACUGCUCCUGGUGCCUCGCGCGGUGGUGCCGGUGGCAUGCCUGACCUGUCUUCCCUGGCUAGCAUGCUUGGUGGCGGAGCUGGCGGCGCUGGUGGUGCUGGUGGUAUGCCCGACCUGGGCUCCCUGAUGAGCAACCCGAUGUUCUCCAGCAUGGCACAGAAUCUCAUGAGCAACCCUGAUAUGCUUGGCAACCUGAUGAGCAACCCCCGCCUCCGCCAGAUGGCCGAAAACUUUGGUCAGGGUGGCGGCAUGCCUGACAUGUCCAGCCUGAUGAGCGACCCCAACAUCGCGGAUAUGGCUCGUAACAUGAUGGGCGGCGGUGGCGCCGGUGCCGGUGCUGGAGGCCAGAAGUAA